UCACAGACAAGUUUUUGAAUUCACCUUUAGUAGUAUGAGCACGUGCAACAUAUCUGCGACUAUACUCAUAGAAUAUAGAAUAACGUUUCUUAUAAUUUAUGUGAAUGUGAAUUAAAAAUCAACUAUUAUAAAUUUUAUGGAUUUAUUUCAUUAUCGAGUUUGACACGUUUUACUAUUUAGACAGUAAAAAAUAUAUAUAUAAAAUAUAUAUUCAUUGCAAAGAAUUGAAAUUAAUUUAUGUGAAUUUACAUUAAAAAUGGGUAAACCAUAUUAUGGACAAAAAAAUGGUAAAUCUUGGAUAUAUCGACAAAAAAUAAAAUCAAAAAGAAGUAAUAAUAAUCAAGACGGCAAUAGAGACAGUGCAGAAGAAAAUGGUCAAAAUUCUCGAAUAAUCGUGAGAAAUUUACCUUUUAAGGUAACAGAAGACGAUAUAAAAAGAUUUUAUAAGCCAUUUGGUGAAAUUACAGAAAUAAACCUCUUAAAACGCUCAGAUGGAAAUUUAGUUGGAUGUGGUUUUAUACGAUUUAAAUGUAUAGAAGAUGCAUCAAAAGCAAUAUUCAAUACUAAUAAAAAGGAAUUUCUUGGAAGAACUAUAAAUUGUGACUGGGCAAUAUCAAAAUCCAAAUUUAGAGAAAAGCUUGAGAAAAAUCUUUCUGGUAAUCAGGAAACUGAUAAAGAUGAAAUACAAAAUUCUGAAAAUGUACAAAAAGAAGAUAAUAAAGAUAAUAACAUACAUAAGAAAAAAUUUAUAAAAGAAAAAGAUAAUUUGAAAAAGCAGAAAAGGAGAAAGCUUCAAAAGAUGAGAAAACAGAAAAAACGAGCUAGGAUUGUAAUACGAAAUUUAUCUUUUCAGGUUACAGAAGACAAUUUAAAGGAAUUUUUUUCUCAAUAUGGUGAAAUAGACGAAAUAAAGAUUUUAACCAAACCUAAUGGUAAACAAAGUGGAGUUGCAUUUGUGCAAUUUAAUGUUGUACAAAGUGCUGCAAAAGCUAUACAUUAUGCAAAUAUGCAAUCUCUUUUAAACAGAUCUAUGAUAGUUGAUUGGGCUAUUCCAAAGAAUAAGUUUUCUGAAAACAAUACAGACAUAAAACCAGAAAUCAAAACUGAAAUUGAUGAAGAUGAAGUACAUGAUACUUCAGAAAUAAAAGUAAUUGAUAGCAGUGAGGAUGAGGAUAAUAAAUCGGAUGCUGACUUGGACAGCAAAGAAGUUACAAUGGAAAAUAUACAAGAGGAAAUCGAGUCUGAGAAAGAAGAAGCAGAAAUUAAGCAUGAAGUAGAAGAUACUGAUAAUGAAGAUGACAGUAAUAAUGAUAGUAAUGAUGAUGAUGAUAUCAAUAUUAGUAUUGAUCAAUCUGUUAUUAAAUCGGAGAAAAAUGAAAAGAAAGAAAAUUAUUCUGAUGCAGAACAUUCACGACGAACAUCUAAUGAUGUUAGUGAAGGAAGAACGGUUUUUUUGAAAAAUGUACCAUUUGCUGUUAAGAAUGAUGAACUUAAAAGUUUUAUGGAGCAAUUUGGACCUAUUUAUUACGCUCUUGUUUGCAUUGAUCCUUUGACUGAAUAUUCCAAAGGCACUGCAUUUGUUAAAUAUAGACAUAUUGAAGAUGCUGAGAAGUGUUUAAUGGCUGGAACUGAGUUACGUUUACGUGAUCAAAUAAUCGAUGUACAUAGAGCAUUGCCAAAGCAGGAAGUAACAAAUAAAACGAACUUGAAGAAACAAAGGACUAAAGAUUCCAGAAAUUUAUAUCUUGUUAAAGAAGGAGUUGUGCUGGCCGGAAGUCCAGCUGCGUUAGAAGUAUCGAUGUCCGAUAUGGAAAAACGUUUGAAAUUAGAGCGGUGGAAAUCGCAGAUGUUGCGUAACUUGAACAUGUUCAUAUCGAGAACGCGACUUGCUGUUCACAAUUUACCAUCCAAUCUGGAUGAUGCAAAACUUAGACAAUUGUUCAAAAAUCAUAGUGGUCCUAAAGCUAUUAUUAAGGAGGCCCGAGUUAUGCGUGAUUUGAAAAAUGUUGAUGCAACUGGAAAAGGCAAAUCAAAAGAGUACGGUUUUGUUACAUUUACCAGUCAUGAGGAUGCACUUAAAGCUUUGAGAAGUAUAAAUAACAAUCCAAAUAUAUUUUCCAAACACAGAAGACCUAUAGUCGGAUUCUCGAUAGAAAACCGCAUUUUGGUAAACGCGAAGGACAGAAGAAUUCAGAAAAGUCGCGACCGAAAUCCUUUGUGGUCUGGAAAUAAAAAUAAAAGAAAAAGCGAAGAUGCUGAGGAAGAAAUACCAACCAAACGAGUUAAAGCCAGAAGAGUAAAUGAAAAAGAAUUGAAUAAAAAAUCAUAUACUGGCAUUACUAGUGAAUUAGGCGAGGAUAAAUUAAGAUCAAAUUUCACACUUAAGUCACAGGCUAAGUUACAUAUGUGGACUAUGAAAAAACAGAAAAAAUUAACUAAAACGAUUAAACAAUCGGAAACUGCGAAAAAGGAAAAGACAAAGAAAAUGCAAGACAAUAUGCCAAUGAUGAAGCAAGUAAAAAAGUUUGAUAGAGAUGUAAAUGAUGUAAACUUUAAUAUGCUUCUAAAUAAUUAUAGAAGCAAACUGAAAGAUAUUGAUCUUAAAAAAUCGAAAUGGUAUGAAUCCUCGAAUCCUGGAUCUUAAAAUGUAU
Messenger RNA from Cataglyphis hispanica, 2651 nucleotides. Its product is annotated as RNA-binding protein 28. Bases 257 to 2644 code for a protein of 795 amino acids. Gene Ontology annotation, molecular function: RNA binding. NCBI's taxonomy places the organism in Eukaryota, Metazoa, Arthropoda, Insecta, Hymenoptera, Formicidae. The record is from RefSeq and is a predicted model, not a curated record. The transcript has 11 exons.